Messenger RNA from Phascolarctos cinereus (koala), 2717 nucleotides. It is a transcript of the gene PLS1, whose product is annotated as plastin 1. Lineage: Eukaryota; Metazoa; Chordata; Mammalia; Diprotodontia; Phascolarctidae. The record is from RefSeq and is a predicted model, not a curated record. Gene Ontology annotation, biological process: actin filament network formation; actin filament bundle assembly. Gene Ontology annotation, cellular component: actin filament bundle; actin filament; cytoplasm. Gene Ontology annotation, molecular function: actin filament binding; calcium ion binding.
UGUUUUUAUAGUUUUGAAACCACACCCAUUCUGAAGCUUGGCCUUUUUACAGAGACCAAGUUCUUUGGUGAUAAAAUCUACAGUAGUAGGCAGAAUACUACUCAGUGCGGACUUGCUGCUUCCUUGUAGUCCAGACUUUGGCACGGGAUUUUUGAGAAGUUUGGCCAUAUUGAACUUGAAAUCUCCUGGACUAGUAUCUACUCUCAGGUGACAGGACCAGCGUAACCAGAUCUAAAGCAUAGAAAGCAACAACUUCUGUUGUUCAAAGAUGGAAAAUAAUACAACUACCAUUUCGCGGGAAGAGUUGGAAGAACUUCAAGAAGCAUUCAAUAAAAUAGAUAUUGACAACAGUGGCUAUGUUAGUGACUAUGAGCUUCAGGACCUCUUUAAGGAAGCCAGGCUUCCCCUUCCUGGCUACAAGGUGCGAGAGAUUGUGGAGAAGAUUCUAGCAGUGGCUGACCACAACAAAGAUGGCAAAAUAAACUUUGAAGAGUUUGUAUCAUUAAUGCAGGAGUUAAAAAGCAAAGACAUCAGCAAAACAUUCAGAAAAAUCAUCAACAAGAGAGAAGGAAUUACUGCCAUCGGAGGAACCUCCGCCAUCUCCAGUGAGGGGACACAACAUUCUUAUGCAGAGGAAGAAAAAGUGGCUUUUGUUAACUGGAUAAACAAAGCCCUGGAGAAUGACCCUGACUGCAAGCAUCUAAUCCCUAUGGAUCCCACGGAUAACAGUCUUUUUAAAUCACUUGCAGAUGGCAUCCUUCUUUGCAAAAUGAUCAACUUAUCUGAACCAGAUACAAUUGAUGAAAGAGCCAUUAAUAAGAAGAAACUCACACCUUUCACUAUUUCUGAAAACUUAAAUCUUGCAUUGAAUUCAGCAUCAGCCAUCGGCUGUACUGUAGUCAAUAUUGGAGCCCAAGAUCUGAAGGAAGGAAAACCUCACUUGGUUUUGGGACUUCUAUGGCAGAUCAUUAAAGUUGGUCUUUUUGCUGAUAUUGAGAUUUCCAGGAAUGAAGCCCUGAUUGCCUUACUAAAUGAGCGAGAAGAACUAGAAGAACUCAUGAAACUUUCUCCAGAAGAACUCUUGCUCCGAUGGGUGAACUUUCAUCUGACUAAUGCAGGAUGGCAAAAAAUCAGCAACUUCAGUCAGGAUAUUAAGGAUUCCAGGGCCUACUUUCAUCUGCUUAAUCAGAUUGCCCCCAAAGGAGACAGAGAUGACAAACUUUCUAUUACCAUUGAUCUUUCAGGAUUUAAUGAGAAAAAUGAUCUGAAGAGAGCUGACCUGAUGCUUCAAGAAGCUGACAAACUGGGCUGUAGGCAAUUUGUUUCUCCUGCAGAUGUGGUUUCUGGAAAUCCUAAACUUAAUUUAGCUUUCGUAGCAAAUCUGUUUAAUACGUACCCAUGUCUGCACAAGCCUGAGAAUAACGACAUUGAUAUAAAUUUGUUAGAAGGAGAAAGCAAAGAAGAGAGAACAUUCCGGAACUGGAUGAAUUCUUUGGGUGUCACUCCAUAUAUUAAUCACUUGUACAGUGACCUUGCUGAUGGUUUAGUGAUCUUUCAGCUGUAUGAAAUGACCCGAGUCCCAGUAGAAUGGGGCCGUGUCAACAAACCUCCUUAUCCUGCACUUGGGGGUAACAUGAAAAAGCUUGAAAAUUGUAACUAUGCAGUGGAACUUGGAAAGAAUAAGGCCAAAUUCUCCUUGGUUGGGAUUGGUGGGCAGGACUUACAUGAAGGAAAUCCUACUCUUACCCUGGCAUUGCUAUGGCAGCUGAUGAGAAGGUACACACUGAAUGUAUUAUCAGAUCUUGGAGAAGGUGAAAAAGUAACUGAUGAAAUUAUUAUUAAAUGGGUGAAUCAAACUCUUAAAGAGGCAAAUAAAAAAACUUCAAUUUCCAGCUUCAAGGAUAAAUCUAUUAGCACGAGUUUACCUGUAUUAGAUUUAAUAGAUGCCAUCGCACCAAAUGCAAUUCGCAAAGAAAUGGUCAAGAGAGAAAACCUGUCCGAUGAAGACAAGCUGAAUAAUGCUAAAUAUGCCAUUUCGGUUGCUCGAAAGAUUGGUGCCCGGAUAUAUGCCCUACCGGACGACCUGGUAGAAGUGAAGCCAAAGAUGGUUAUGACAGUGUUUGCAUGUUUAAUGGGGAAAGGACUGAACAAAAUAAAAUAAUGAGAUGUGUAAUUAAUAUCCUGCCAUGUUAAACAUAUUGAAUGCCUCACAGUUUACAGAAUUCUGAAGUUUAGUGGGUAUAAAACCAGAGAUUAUUUGUAUGCACAAUGGUUAUAUAUUCAUUAAUGAUAUUUAGUAUCUUCUUUAUACUAGUUAGAAUUUGUCAGCCUUUUUAGAUAAUAUGAUUAAUUUAGUAAUUAAUUCUGAUAGUAGAAAGUGUUCAUUACCAACCUCAGAUUUUUGUCAUUGAAUUAUUUUCUUUUUUCUAAAAUACCAUUAAAUCAUGACUGGUUUGUUUUCUUUCAUAGUGUAAAAAAGAUCAACCAACUCAAUACAUUAUUUCAGGUCCUGCUGGGGAAAACAAGCUUUGAUUUUUGUGUUAUUUAACUUUAAUCACAAAUAUAUUUAAAGUCACGCUCUAGAAUUCAGCCUUUUCAUUUUUUCUUUCAAAUAUGCAAUAUGAUCAGCAAACUAGCCUUGUCCUGUAAAUUUCUAUAGUAUCUAAAAUUGAAAGUGACAAAUAUUGUUCAUUAAUAUUAAACUUUUUAUAUGAGAA